AUGCAAAGUUUUUUGAUCGGUCGCUCCCAAAUCGUCCACGUCGGUGACAGGCAGUCGGCGGAGGUAGCGGUUGAAAGCGGUGUUCCACGAGGCUCCGUUCUUGGCCCUACCCUAUUCAUUAUAUACGUCAACGACUGCGUCAGCGAACUGAAUUGUGAUGUCGCCAUGUUCGCUGAUGAUGUUAAACUUUGGAGCGUCAUCCGAACUGAAUUUGACGAAGAGCGCUUGCAGGCAGACCUGACCCGACUCGAGAAGUGGUCACAGGACUGGCUGUUGCCGUUUAAUGUGACUAAGUGUAAUGUCCUGCGAGUCGGCAGGACACGAUCUCUGAACCGGAGGGUUUACCACCUAAACGGCGUACCAUUGCAGGAGGUAGACGCCCAGAAAGACUUGGGGGUGUGGGUAACGGCUUCUCUAAAACCGUCGCUUCACUGCUCCAAGGUAGCCAAGUCUGCGAUGUCAGUCCUUUAUCUUGUCAAGAGAGCUUUCUCUACCUUCGAUGAGGACUGCUUCGUUAAAGUCUUUCGGACUUUCGUACGGCCACAGCUAGAGUUCGCCAUUCAGGCGUGGAAACCAUGGACCACUAAAGAUCUCAGCAUCCUCGAGAAAGUUCAGAGGUGGGCAACCAAACUCGUAGGUGGACAGGGUUCACUACCCUAUGAAACCCGAUUGUCCAAUCUCGGCCUCUUUCCACUGAGUUACAGACAGCUAAGAGGCGACCUUAUACAAACAUUCCGUAUACUGCGCGGCCAGGACUGCUGUCUCGUACCUACUGAUUUCUUUGAGUUAGCGACCACAACGAACCUCCGAGGUCAUCCACUUAAACUACGAGUAACUGGCGCCAAGCUGGACACUCGGAAGUUCUUCUUUUCAAACAGAGUGAUCGAGGCCUGGAAUGAUCUGCCUGCAGGAGUCGUCAUGUCCACCUCCGUCGAGGCUUUUAAGCGCAACUUGGACCAGAUUGCCACCAAUCGUCACAAUGCCACCUGA
This is a messenger RNA of Spirometra erinaceieuropaei, 990 nucleotides long. Lineage: Eukaryota; Metazoa; Platyhelminthes; Cestoda; Diphyllobothriidea; Diphyllobothriidae. The record is from the annotation of a GenBank genome assembly.